ACUGUGCAGUCUCCUCUCUCUCUCCUCUUCAUUUAUCUCUCUAGCUGUCUUAUUAUUCUACGCUUACUUCUCAUACCUCUAUUUGAUCUAGUUGUCUUUAUGAAAACACAUUAGCGUUAGUACGUGAAUGCCUUUCCUUCGUUGCUACUCUGUUUACUAGCUCGAAGCUUAGCCUAGCUCUGCUGUUAGCUUUGUGAAUCCACAGGUACAUCUUCUCGUCCUCCUCCUAAAAAAAAUGGCCAAUAGGUUACUGCAGCUGAGAGUGUUUGUUAAUGAGCGGCUCACAGCGGCCGCGGAGGAAAUCUUCGGUGCUGUGGAAAGAACCAUAUUAGAGUAUCGAAACGACAUGUAUCUGUCCAGAGAGGAUGUAAAACACAGCGGGCUGCUGAUGCUAGCUGAAGGUUUGAAUCGACAGAUGGAGUUCUCUGCAGUCUGCCAGGAGGUUGGUGUGUCUGCAGCUGAGACCUUCACCCAGCCAACGUACGGCACUGAUGCAUCUCCAGAGCCUCAGGAACUGUGGACCAGCUGGGACAAAGACAAACUGCAGGAGCUGUCAGAGAGUGAUGUCACUGCUGCUUGUGUUAAGCACGAAGAGAGCACGCAGCCCAUCUCAUGCCGUCAAACCCAAACCGAGACCAUCAGAGAGGAAGAGCUUCUGCCCAGCACUUCAGCCAACUGGUUAAAAACAGAAGAGGAAGACGACGGCUACGGAAGAUCAGAAGCAGCAAACGUCUGGCAGCCGCUCUCCUCAGACAGCAUGGAUGAGAAUAACACCAGUGAUGCUGAGUAUACAGAGAGAGGAGGACCUAAUUCGCAUCCAAAGCAAAGACUAAACAGUCCGAACACAACUAGUUUGUCUUGUAAGCUGUGUGGAGAAUCCUUCCAAAGCAGGAGCUCAUUAGUGAUACACGUUAAAUCGCACUCGAACGACACAACGGCUCUCUGUCCUCCAGAUCACGCAGCGUUAGCGGACAGCGCAAUCAAAGCUUUGGGAGCACACAGAGGGAACAACCUGUGUUACAUCUGCGGCAAAACGUUCACCACCAGGACGCAUUUAAAAAGACACAUGCUGGUUCACACGGGUCUGAAACCACACUGCUGCAAAAUAUGCGGCAGGAGAUUCGGACGAGGCGAGUGUCUGAGGGUACACAUGAGGAUCCAUACUGUAGAGAAGCCGUACUCGUGCGAGGUGUGCGGGAGGGAGUUCAGGCAGAGGGGCAACAUGAUCUGUCACAUCAGGACUCACACGGGAGAAAAGCCGCAUCGCUGCAUCAUCUGCUCCAGACCGUUCGCGUACAAGAAGGACAUGCUGAGACACAUGCAAGUCCACUCAAAGAAUUCAUGAAUUCCCAUUUAUAUUUACAACUGGACAGAUGUGUACAAUGUGACAUCAUAUCUUGAUAUUUUCAAUGCAGCUACUUUACAUUUUGUAGCAUAUUUCAC
This is a messenger RNA of Scomber japonicus (chub mackerel), 1443 nucleotides long. RefSeq names its product zinc finger protein 502-like. The record is from RefSeq and is a predicted model, not a curated record. Gene Ontology annotation, biological process: regulation of transcription by RNA polymerase II. The transcript has 2 exons. The coding region runs from base 236 to 1345 and encodes 369 amino acids. Gene Ontology annotation, cellular component: nucleus. Gene Ontology annotation, molecular function: RNA polymerase II cis-regulatory region sequence-specific DNA binding; DNA-binding transcription factor activity, RNA polymerase II-specific. Lineage: Eukaryota; Metazoa; Chordata; Actinopteri; Scombriformes; Scombridae.